AUUACAUGCCUUGAAGCACACAAAGACUACGUGCCUACGACACGGGGCCUUCAACAAAGCUCCCUGACAAAAGCAGCCAAUUCCAUCGCAACCUUAGCAGACGCACUCAUAAUCUCACCUCCCACCAACACUAACCAACAUCCAUCCAUCUCAAUAUGGCCACUACGUCGACUCUACCGCCGAACUCGGCUCUGGCCAGCAACAUCAAGCGUACAGCCGGCCCUCCCCUUCUCAUCAUCUACUCGCACGGUCGCACGCCGCCCCUCAACCCACCCCCAGACCUCAAAUUCGACCUCCGCACCAUCCCCAAUCCACCCAAGAGCGCGCGCGACACCCAUGACGGCCGCUCAAAACGAAUGCGUGCGCAUCUUCUCGCAGACGCACGGUUCACUCGGAAGCUAGAGGAGGUGAAGGGUGAGAUCGAAGUUGCGAUGCAGGGGAAGAGUGAAGCCAUUUCAGGCGAGCCGAGAGCGGGUCACGAGGCAAAUGGCCACGACGGCGACUUGACCAUCGCAGGGUCGUCAGACGAAGAGCUCGAGAGUCCAGUCCUGCGUGUAGGCUGCAACUGCGCGCUCGGCCACCACCGCAGCGUCGCUUUUGUUGAGGAGCUCGCACGCCUCGAGUGGCCCGGUGAUUGGCGCGUUCAGAUUGUGCACCGCGAUGUCGAUAAGAAGCGGGCGAGUGGUGCGAGGGCGCAGCAGAAGGGUCAGUGGAGGGUUGCGAAGCAGGAAAGUAGGCUCGGAGGUGGUCAUGACGAGGGGUGGUAAUAUUUUGGGUGAAUUCUCUAGUGAAUGGUAAGGUUUAUGUCGCAUUUUGUACCCACCGAAAUUUCUUGGUAUAGCAAUACUUGGUUAAUCAGUUCUUUCAACCUAGAUGCAACGCGGUUCCAUGGGAGGUUUAAAGAGGAAUAACGCUAUGAGAAUAUCUGCUGUGGGUUUAGAUAGCCAAUAGGCCCUGUCACCUUGAGCCUAUCUACAAGGCCUAAAAGAAGCUAGGAGAACGGC
Molecule: messenger RNA, 1004 nt
Organism: Mytilinidion resinicola
Lineage: Eukaryota; Fungi; Ascomycota; Dothideomycetes; Mytilinidiales; Mytilinidiaceae
Exons: 2
Coding region: 156-767 (203 amino acids)
Source: RefSeq, a predicted model, not a curated record